Molecule: messenger RNA, 2082 nt
Organism: Cottoperca gobio
Lineage: Eukaryota; Metazoa; Chordata; Actinopteri; Perciformes; Bovichtidae
Product: clusterin-like protein 1
Exons: 8
Coding region: 134-1549 (471 amino acids)
Cellular component (GO): nucleus
Molecular function (GO): misfolded protein binding
Source: RefSeq, a predicted model, not a curated record
GGUGCAGUGAACAUUUCAACAGUUUCCUGUGUCCAUAAUCUCUCCGGCCUGCAGAUGCAGAUCACUGAUCAAAGGCUGAAAACAGCUGCAUCAGACAUCUAAAACAGACUCACGUCUACACAGUGCAGACAGGAUGAGGAGGCUGCUCGUGCAAAUUCUUUGCGUCGCUGACGUCCUGCUCUGUGCGGCGGACUCUCCUCCACUGAGCGAGGACACGCUGAAAAAGCUGUCUGUAGCAGGAGAGCAGUGUGUUGAUGAGGAGAUAAAGCGAGCGUUACUCGGGGUGAAGCGGGUCAAGGAAACCAUGGAGAAGAAAGAGGAAGAGCACAGACAUCUCAUGGACGCCCUGAGACACAGCAGUGACAAGAAGAAGGGGGCGAUGCAGCUGGUCUGGGAGACGGAGCAGAAACUAGAAGAGGCAAAGCAACAAUGUCAAGAUUUAACCAAGUCUUCCUUUGAGGAAUGUCGACCUUGUCUUGAAGAUACGUGUAAGGCCUUUUAUACCUCGACGUGUCGCCGUGGCUUCGACUCUUUCUCAUUCAAGGUGGAGGAGUUUUUCAGGAAAAUGGCCGCCCAGCUGGACGACACAGAGCACGUUUACAAUCAAGACGAGGAGAACGUGGGUCGCACCAACUCACCUGAGAUAGAAGAUGGAGCAAAUCUGGAGCUUCUUCAGGCCGAUUCCUCCUUCAGCCAGCUGCUGUCAACCAUCAGCCUCCUGUACAACCAGAGCAUCAUACUGGUGAAAAGGAAGCAACAGGUGUUCGGGCAUUCCUUCCUCGCGGCCUUCACCACUGAGGUGCGACCCAGCCGGCUGUCGACCAUGCAGGGCGGCUCCAGCGCUGGCUUCUUCAGGACGCUGGGUCUGGAUCACAUCCUUGGCUCCGUGUCUGACUUCGGGAGGAACGUGCUGGAAGAAUUCAGCUCCACGGUGGCGAAUGUAUUUGAGGAGAUACAAGAGUCCGAGGUGUACUUUGAGCAACCGAGCACAGAUGACGGAUCCCUUUCUGCUUUGGGAACGUCCCAUGGAAGAUAUCUGUGCAAGCGACUCCGCAGACAAGCAUCAGAGUGCUGGCACCUCCAAAGUUUGUGCGAGACAUGUGAAGAUUAUCUGUUAAAAGAGUGUCCCAGCGUACAGAAGUUACAUUUUGAGAUGGAGGAGAUGUACAUGCUGCUCAACGCCUCCCAACAGCAGCACGACGACAGGCUGCAGCUGGUCCAGAGACACACGGCGGACACACAGACAUGGCUCAGCAACAUGGAGGACAAGUACGGCUGGGUCAGCCAGCUGUCCAACAGCACAGCGGGCCCACACAACACCUUCUGUGUGAUCACAGUGAAUCCACAGCUACACACGAAGAGCAUUAGACCUAAAGCUGACAGCAGCGUGGUGGUAACAAUACUGGACUCUGCCCCGAUAACCGUCUCAGUUCCAGCAGAGCUGGCGGUGGAUGACUCUGCUUUCAUCCAAUAUGUAGCUCAGGAGGCUCUGAUACUCUAUAAACAGCAGAUACGAGGUAUCGAUCCCAGCGGUGUUGUGGCUAAGUGAAUUAUUUGGCUCCCAGUAUCAGCUGGCAGAGCUCCAAAUUGAAUUUGAGCAAAAAUUCAAUGUGAUCAUUUGGAACCCGCCAGCUUUACACUGUGACAAAUCCUUAUGGUUUCUUCAAACGUAAUCUUAUUCUCCCCAAUGCAAAUGGUAAAGGGAAUAUUGAAGUAAACCGACUUGCUUGCUUUGAUCUAAUCGACCUUCUGUAUACCUACAUCAGUUAAAAAACAGUUUUAUGUUUGUUUUUUCUACAUUUGAAUUGAGUACUGUGGAUAUAACAGCAUUCACACAUUACCAUCAGAUGCUGAAUAAAGAGUCCAGCUCUUCAACAAUUAAGAUGGACUUUGUAAAACUUGAAAUGCACCUUUACACGCACACCUGGUAUUGUUAGGGUUUUAGACGUUUCUGCUAUAGAAUUGUGUCAUCCAGAGCAUGUUCAUGUAAUGACUUCUUAAACCAUUAUUUUGAUUGUCAGAGUUGCAUAUUUUAUAAAGCUGAUAUUUCAAUCAAACAGUUUUAGUUUUUGAAACAAUCUG